Ochotona curzoniae (black-lipped pika) is the source of this 804-nucleotide messenger RNA. Its product is annotated as chymotrypsin-like elastase family member 3B. Gene Ontology annotation, biological process: proteolysis. Gene Ontology annotation, molecular function: serine-type endopeptidase activity. The transcript is spliced from 8 exons. The coding region runs from base 1 to 804 and encodes 267 amino acids. NCBI's taxonomy places the organism in Eukaryota, Metazoa, Chordata, Mammalia, Lagomorpha, Ochotonidae. The record is from RefSeq and is a predicted model, not a curated record.
AUGCUCCAGCUGCUGAACUCCCUCCUCCUUGUGGCCCUGGCCUCAAGCUCUGACCAUCUUUCCCACAGCCCCAUCAGUCACACAGUCAGUGGUGAGGAUGCAGUACCCCACAGCAAGCCCUGGCAGACUCUCUUGCAGUACGAGAUGAAUGGGGGCUGGUUCUUCAUCUGUGGCGGAACCCUCAUCAACCUUGACUGGGUCCUGACUGCUGCCCACUGCAUCUCGAGCUCCCGAACAUAUCAGGUGGUAUUGGGUGAGUACGACCGGACAGUGAGGGAAGGACCGGAGCAAUUCAUCAAUGUUACAGACAUCUUUGUGCACCCACGAUGGAACUCCAGCUGCGUGGCCUGUGGGAAUGAUCUCGCUCUUCUCAAGCUGUCGCACAGCGCUGAGCUGACACUGCAAGUCCAGCCUGCCUGCCUCCCUCCUGCAGGCUGCAUCCUGCCCCACGGGACGGAGUGCCUCAUCUCUGGCUGGGGCUCCACCUACACCGGUGGGCCACUCCCCGACAAGCUGCAGAAGGGGCAGCUGCCCAUGGUGAACUACACAUACUGCUCCCAGCCGGACUGGUGGGGCUCUACGGUGAAGGAGACCAUGGUGUGCGCUGGUGGGGAUGAAGUCUCUGCCUGCAACGGUGACUCUGGAGGACCCCUCACUUGCCGCGGAGUGAAUGCUGAGUGGGAGGUUCAUGGUGUCACCAGUUUUGUUUCUGGUUUUGGCUGCAACACAGAGAAGAAGCCCACGGUGUUUACGCGUGUGUCAGCCUUCAUUGACUGGAUUGAAGAGACCAUUGCUAACAACUAG